GCGGACAAGUCAACAAACACCAGCGAGAAGCCCAAACAAAAAACAAAUCAAAUCAAUAUGAAAUUCCUCAUCUGUUUGGCUCUGUGCAUCGCCAGCGCCCAGGCUGGCUUACUGGCCGCACCCGUGACCAGAUAUGCGGCCGUGGCUCCCAUCGCCACCUACUCGGCUGUGGCUCCCAUUGCCACCUACUCGGCUGUGGCGCCCAUUCGAUUCUCCACCUAUGCUGCCGUCGCGCCUCUCUACAGGACACCUGUGACCACCUACGGCGUCGCACCUGCCGCAGUCUAUGCCAGUCCGCUCUGGAAAAAGUAGUCACUGCUUGAUGGUAAUAUACGGCCUGAUCCUUGGAUUACUUGAGAAAUA
Messenger RNA from Drosophila arizonae, 363 nucleotides. RefSeq lists its product as uncharacterized. The record is from RefSeq and is a predicted model, not a curated record. NCBI's taxonomy places the organism in Eukaryota, Metazoa, Arthropoda, Insecta, Diptera, Drosophilidae.